This is a messenger RNA of Mitosporidium daphniae, 309 nucleotides long. RefSeq lists its product as uncharacterized. NCBI's taxonomy places the organism in Eukaryota, Fungi, Microsporidia. The coding region runs from base 1 to 309 and encodes 102 amino acids. The record is from RefSeq and is a predicted model, not a curated record. The transcript has a single exon.
AUGUGUUCGGAUCUGACCGCGGAUGCUGAUUUGGAGAAUGCCGCUUUGAUGAGCGUGCGCGUAAAGUGGGAAGACCCAAGCCACAUUUUAGGUAUCAAAUUUUUCGAGCAUUUGCUGGAGCGUACAUUGACUUCGUAUGAUGGCAUUCUUUGCGGAGCAGCCAUAAUUACGAUUUUGUCGUUUGACGAGGGAAACCAGAAGGCAGCCAUCUCCAUUGUGCCCCAAUCCAAAGCGAGCAACCUUAAAUGUGCGCUUUAUUUCCUCACCUCAUACCAAGGCAUCAAGUGUAGGGCUUUUAUUGAUGCUUAA